AUGAGUAAAUUACAAUGCGAACACACACUCCAAGGACACAAGGGACGUAUUUGGUGUGUAUCAUGGCAUCCAAAGGGUAAUGCAUUUGCCUCGUGUGGUGAGGAUAAAACCAUAAGGAUUUGGUCACUGUCGGGUAAUACUUGGACAACAAAAACAAUACUCUCGGAUGGACACAAACGGACAAUACGCAGUGUGGCAUGGUCAAAGUGUGGACAAUAUUUGGCAUCGGCAAGUUUUGAUGGCACGACAGCUAUUUGGUCGAAGGCGUCAGGUGAAUUUGAAUGCAAUGCCACAUUGGAGGGCCACGAAAACGAGGUGAAAAGUUGUAGCUGGUCCAGCUCCGGCUCAUUGUUGGCCACAUGCUCCCGCGAUAAAUCCGUUUGGAUUUGGGAAGUCACUGGUGAUGAUGAUUUUGAAUGUGCCGCUGUCUUAAACGCCCAUACUCAGGAUGUCAAACGCGUUAUAUGGCAUCCCACGAAGGAGGUCUUGGCUUCAUGUUCCUAUGAUAACAGCAUUAAAAUGUAUGCCGAAAAUGCCCUGGAUAAUGAUUGGGAAUGCACGGCCACACUGGGUGGACAUUCCAGCACGGUCUGGGCUAUUGAUUUUGAUGCUGAGGGAGAUCGCCUUGUUUCAGUUAGUGAUGAUUGUAAUAUGAAAAUAUGGCGUGCCUAUGCUCCUGGUAAUCCUGAAGGUAUUGCUACGCCGGAUAAUGAAACCGUUUGGAAAUGUGUUUGCACCGUGGCCGGGGAGCAUUCUCGUACUAUUUACGAUGUAUCAUGGUGUAAAUUGACGGGACUUAUUGCCACAGCUUGUGGUGAUGAUGCCAUUAGAAUAUUCAAAGAGGAUGAAGAGACUUCAACGAAAAAUGAACCGGUGUUUGUUCUGGCCACAGCUCAAGAUAAGGCCCAUAUGCAAGAUGUCAAUAAGGUCACAUGGAAUCCGGUUGUACAACAUCAACUUGUGUCAUGUAGUGAUGAUGGUACCAUUAAAAUUUGGAAGUUUGUGGAAUAAUAAAGUGUUAACAAAGAGAUUUAUUUUCAUACAAUAA
This is a messenger RNA of Musca vetustissima, 1048 nucleotides long. RefSeq names its product probable cytosolic iron-sulfur protein assembly protein Ciao1. The record is from RefSeq and is a predicted model, not a curated record. Gene Ontology annotation, biological process: iron-sulfur cluster assembly. Bases 1 to 1011 code for a protein of 336 amino acids. NCBI's taxonomy places the organism in Eukaryota, Metazoa, Arthropoda, Insecta, Diptera, Muscidae. Gene Ontology annotation, molecular function: protein binding. The transcript has 2 exons. Gene Ontology annotation, cellular component: cytosolic [4Fe-4S] assembly targeting complex.